Molecule: messenger RNA, 1570 nt
Organism: Anthonomus grandis grandis
Lineage: Eukaryota; Metazoa; Arthropoda; Insecta; Coleoptera; Curculionidae
Product: CKLF-like MARVEL transmembrane domain-containing protein 4
Exons: 5
Coding region: 308-856 (182 amino acids)
Cellular component (GO): membrane
Source: RefSeq, a predicted model, not a curated record
CCGUCGAAGGUCAUCAAAAAAUAAUCCAUUCACAUUUCUCUCUCUCUCUUUUCCGAAUUUCCACUUCAAUAAACUAAACAGAGAUGUAGCUAGUUGGUUUUACGUGAUAACCAGUGAAAUCCUACCAAGUGAACACCGACCGAUUGGUUUAUUCAGUUUCAGGUUUCAAUCGUUAAAUCGGAUGUUUUCGCGUACGCCUCCAAAAUAUACACGGUAAUGUCCACUAAUUUCUCGUAAAAUCGCUAAAAAUAAACGUUAUACGGGUCUGAUAGUUUACUACUGAUAAUAAUAGAUCCAGCCAGACAAAAUGGCAGAUGCAGGCUUUCCAAGUCAGCACACCACAACGGUAAAAUCUUCAAGCACCACCGUCGAUACAACCAUCAGGUUUGACUCUGCGUACAUUAAAACAAUACCGGGAUAUCUUAAAAUCGCACAAAUCGCUCUGAACUUGCUUGGGUUCAUAUGUAUAGAAGCCAGCGGAACAUUUUCUUAUCAUUCCAGAGGAUCAUGGUUCAAUUUUGUGUCUAUGACUGGGUUUUGGAUCACCGGAAUCCUGCUCGCGUUCUAUUUGUUCCAUAUCGUUGAGAGAUUUUAUAAAAUACCUUGGCUCAAGUUUGAAUUUGGAUAUUGCGCUCUAUGGGUGUUCCUCUACUUAAUAGCAGCUUGUUUGGCAGUUACUUAUCAAGUAGAAGCUUAUAUUGCUGCAGGGUUCUUUGGAUUUUGUGCGAUGGUGGUUUACGGAAUCGACGCCUUUUUCAAAUUCAAAGCGGUCAAGUCUGGCCAAUUGGCCCAAGGCGAGAGGGUAAUUAACAAACAAACUACCACCACGGUCACCACCCCAUCGGCAUACCCUUAAAUUUAUCACAGAGGUUUAUUUAUUAAUUUGCACUGAAUUUAUUAAGUUUGAUCUUGUAUAUUGAGUUUCUGAGAAGCAGGAAUACUUAGCUCAAGUAAGUAAACAUUAUAUUGUGUUAAUUUAUAAAGAAGAAACUCUUAUGAUUGUUACCAAGUAUUGUUGAUUACGAUGUAUAUUAUAUAUUAUUAUUAAGUUUUUUACAUAUGCAACGAUCCACGUGCCUCAAUCGGAAUUAACUCAUUAAUUAAUGAUCUGAUAAUGUUUUUUUUUUUUAAUAUUUUAUUAUGCAGGAUCACCAGGGAUGUACUUUUAGGGUCCACAAUAUACUUAUCACAAUUUGGCUUUGGAGUUCUAUUUUUAAAAUAGAUUUAAGUUAAAUAAGCAUUUUUUUUUUGUAAAGCAACUAGUCAUAUACUGAUAAGUACUUUUAGUUUAUUUCCUGUAAGGUCAAUAUUGAAAUAUUUUUAUAUUAUGCAAAAGAAAAUAAUUUGUUAUUAUACACGUACACUUUUUAAAAAAAUAUAUAUAUAUUAUGUAGAUUUAAGGACUAAAAAAAGUUCUUUUCAUAUAUCCUUAGGUGUGACUUAUUGCAACUAUGGAACAAUACUAUAACUACUUACCUAUAUGCAAUAAAAUUUGCCUUUCACGUUAAAUAUAAUACAAUUUAAAUCGAUGUUAGAUUGUGAGUGUAAUAUAUAAAAAUAUUUAAAAGCA